Syngnathus acus (greater pipefish) is the source of this 2232-nucleotide messenger RNA. RefSeq names its product BSD domain containing 1 (gene bsdc1). The transcript is spliced from 11 exons. Gene Ontology annotation, cellular component: cytoplasm. The coding region runs from base 71 to 1351 and encodes 426 amino acids. Lineage: Eukaryota; Metazoa; Chordata; Actinopteri; Syngnathiformes; Syngnathidae. The record is from RefSeq and is a predicted model, not a curated record.
GUCACGUGUAUCGCUUUGACGUAACUGGGGUUAGAGUUCAGAAUCCUGGUGAUGAUGUCAUCUCUAAAAGAUGGCUGAAGGAGAAAGCUGGUGGGGAGGCUGGCUUCAUCAAAGCUUCCAGGCCGUCAAAGACAAGUCAUCAGAGGCCUUAGAGUUUAUUAAGCGAGACUUGACAGAGUUCUCCACGGUAGUGCAGCAUGACACAGCCUGUUCCAUUGUGGCCACAGCCGCUGCGGUCAAAAAUAAGCUAGCGGUUGAAGGCUCAUCAGAGACCACAGAGAAGGUCAAGAAGAGUCUUUCUAGUUUCUUGGGAGUCAUAACAGACACACUCGCACCACCCCCUGAUAAAACCAUCGACUGUGAUGUUAUCACGUUGGUGGCAACACCGGCUGGAACAACAGAAGUCUACGACAGCUCAAAGGCACGUCUCUACAGUCUGCAGGCUGAUCCUGCCACAUACUGCAAUGAGCCUGAUGGCCCCCCAGAGCAAUUCGACAACUGGCUAUCCAACUUCAGUAUGGAGGAUAAGAAAAGCGAGAUCUCUGAGCUGUUAGUUAGCAGUCCCUCAAUACGAGCGCUUUACACAAAAAUGGUUCCGGCAGCAGUUGCCCAUUCGGAAUUCUGGCAAAGGUACUUCUACAAAGUAUUCCAGCUGGACCAGGAGGAGGCACGGCGCCUGGUGCUGAAGCAGAGGGCAGAACAGACUUCCCAAACAGAGACCCUUGGCUGGGAGGAAGAGGAGGAGGACGACUUUCUUGGUACAGUGUCCUCAUCACAGCUCAACUUUACACCCCCAUUGGACAUGAGCUCAACGCAAGCGCCUACCCCUUCGAUGACCCCCGCAGCAACCACGCAGCUUAGUAGUACAACGCUGUCUCCCGCUGACGAACGCGACGCCACCCUCUCAGUUAGCAGCGACAGCGUCAGUCUGCCAACGCAGCUGGAGGUGGUCAACACCGAGUUGGCAAACAAGCUGACCGAGGUCACUGUGGACGAUAGUGUAGACAAGAUGCAAAAAGUGCAGAAGCCGGAGCAGACACAAACGGAAACUGGAACCCAGCAAGAGGUCACUGCGGAUGUAGCGACAUCACGCAUGACAGCAAAAGUAGAGGCUGGAAAGGAAGAAGGACCACAUGACCUUAGAGUGUUUGAGCUGAACUCUGACAGUGGCAAGUCUUCGCCGUCUAACAAUGGCAAAAAGGGUACAUUCAUCCGAGGUUCUAGUACCGACGUGAGUGAGGACUGGGAGAAAGACUUUGAUCUGGACAUGACAGAAGAAGAAGUUCAAAUGGCGCUCUCUAAAAUUGAAGCGUCUGGAGAGCUGGAAGAAGACUGGGAGAACUGGGAAUGAGAGCCUCUGCAGCAUCAACCAUGUCCCUGCCAUCCAAGCUAGUUCUCUGCAGAUGAACCAUGCGUUGUUGAACCUUUGUCCACACUGUCACCUUGUCAUAAUUGUCAGUUGGAGAUUUUCCAGACGGGGUUUGGACCAGUUUUGGUAAACCUGUUGUAAAGGAAGACAAGAUUUAGGUCGGCCUCUAAGCCAGACAACGUGACGUGACGGGCCCUGACUAUUUCUUGGAGCUACCCUGGAAUUCAGAGCAAAUGACACCAGUAAAUAGAUGGAGUUUGUAAUCAAGAAGAUGUGUUCCCACAACGAUGGAGGAACUUUUUUUUCUUCAUGUACGUUUUGCUGGCUUAACUGUAGGUUAAAAUGGCAUAAGUGCUGCUUGUUACCAUUGGGAGAUAAUAAAUACUACAGCAGUCAUUUUUGAUUAUUAUUAUUAAAGAGCAAUUAUUAAGCCUACCCUUGCCUGCCUUUUUUUUUUUGUUUUUGCUUUUUAUGCCAAUAUCUACAGUCCCUAGCGGAAGUAUUAACACCCUUAGAUUUCCAUUUUUACAUUACAAGCUCCAAAUGAUUUAUUUGAAGUUUUAAUUAAAACCUGCCAAGUUUGACAGUCACUCACAAACCAAUAUUUUUUGUUUUUGUUUUCCUCGAUUCAUGGCUAUCUCUCAGUCAUUUCACAAAAAGUACUGCUGUCUGCAAUUUAAUACGAUGCAAAUCAUUGUAUUCGCCUGGAGUGAUCUGAUUGCGCAAUGUCUUGCAUGUCUGUUAUUGACUGUCUGUGAGACUCUCACAAAAGUUCUUAAAACCUGUUACAUCAAUUUUCCAUUGAGUUGCUUUCAGUAUGAAUUCUCAAUUGUUCGUGCUAUUAAAGGUAUUAUGAGAUAUUA